GAACCGCCAGUCGAAAGGCCGGCUUCUCCCGGAAAGGUUCACUGCUCCUUGGUCGGACUUCAUUUUUUUUUUUUUUUAAAUUUCGCAACUGCCCAGAGAAACACGCGAUCAGCGAUAACGAAAAUUAACGUCAGCAGCUGUGGAGUAUUUAUUUUAUUUUAUUUUUUUAAAUCCAUGCAUGGUUAAACGUUUUAAACGCUUAUUAUGGACGCCUGCUUCACGGCAUUCGACAAAGAUUGUGAUGGCUAUUUGAGUGUUGGGGAGUUUGAUGCAAUAUGCAGGGCAUUGUUCAGGAAUGACAGGGGCAAAGUUUACAGCCUUCCUGAAGAUCAGCUGCAAGAAAUCUUUGAAAUCUUCGACCUGGACAAGGACUCACAGAUAAGCAGGGAUGAGUUUACCUACUGCUGGAACAACUGGAUCAAAACAAUUGUAAGACCAGUGAGUGCUUUCCUGAUCAUUGAUGUUCAAAACGACUUUAUUACUGGAUCAUUAAGCAUAAGCCAAUGUUCAGCACAACAAAAUGGUAUUGAGGUUGUAGAGCCGAUAAAUAAUCUACUCGAAACUGUAAAUUUUGAUGCUGUCUUUUAUUCGUUGGAUUGGCAUCCAAGUGAUCACGUCUCAUUCAUAGACAAUCUCCAAUACAGAGCCGUACACCCUUCCAGUCCCAUAAGCGCAGAAGAAGCACAAACAUACGACACCGUCAUGUUCGACGGCCCCAACCCUUUCAAGCAGAGGCUGUGGCCUAGGCACUGUGUACAGGAUUCUUGGGGCGCCGAAUUACACAAAGACCUUAAGAUUGUAGAAAAUGCAACAAAAGUUUACAAAGGUACAAAUCCCGAGGUGGACUCGUAUUCCGUUUUCUGGGACAACAAGAAACUAACCCAGACGACCCUUGUGUCUCAACUUGAGCAGAAAAACGCAACUGAUAUAUACGUAUGCGGCCUGGCGUAUGAUGUCUGUGUUGGAGCGACGGCUGCGGAUGCCCUUUCGAUUGGUUACAGGACUAUAUUGAUAGAAGACUGCUGUCGCGGUGUCGACCUUGCAGAUAUCGACAAGACGAGAAACACAGUUGUUAAAAACCAUGGCGUCAUAGUCACAUCAAGCGAGGUAAAAGCUAUGGUCGAGGGAAGAGACCGCCGUCCAGAACUCGGUUACAAACUCGCUCUCGAGCUCAAGAAGAAGCAGGAAGACGAAAAGGAUAAAGUCGACACUGAAUGACACAUUACAUAUCCAAAAUCUGUAGUCAUUCAUUAAUUCAAUUUAGAAUUUGUCACUGUCAUCAGUGGCUUAAGCUUAACUCACAAACUAGCCUUCACAAAUAAGCUUAAAAAUAUCAAUUAUCUGUGACUAAAACAAUCCGUCCAAGUUGAGAAUGAGUAGUAAUAUUUUGAAUUAGAACUUGUAUUCUUCUAAAUUGAAUUUAUGUUUGUAAAAAUAUUUAAAAGAGAGAAAACCU
This is a messenger RNA of Cimex lectularius (bed bug), 1456 nucleotides long. It is a transcript of the gene Naam, whose product is annotated as nicotinamidase. The coding region runs from base 205 to 1218 and encodes 337 amino acids. Gene Ontology annotation, molecular function: calcium ion binding. The transcript has 9 exons. NCBI's taxonomy places the organism in Eukaryota, Metazoa, Arthropoda, Insecta, Hemiptera, Cimicidae. The record is from RefSeq and is a predicted model, not a curated record.